CAGGCGUGACAGAAACCUCCCCCUAAACGCGCAGCUCCCGAGGCGCGGAAAAACAAACCCCGGGGGCUGGCGGCAGGGAGAGGCCGGGGAAAACAGGAGACCGAACGGGAGACUGGACAGGGAACUGGACAGGAGAUGGAGACAGGACAGGGGACAGAGACUGGACAGGGAACGGACACUGGACGGGGAACUGGACAGGUGACAGAGACUGGACGGGGAACGGAGACUGGACGGGGAACUGGACAGGUGACGGAGACUGGACGGGGAACUGGACAGGUGACGGAGACUGGACGGGGAACCGGACAGGUGACGGAGACUGGACGGGGAACUGGACAGGUGACGGAGACUGGACGGGGAACUGGACAGGUGACGGAGACUGGACAUGAGACAGAGACUGGACGGGACCGGACAUGGGAACAGGGACAAGAACAUUGACGGGGACGGAAACAAACACAGUAACAGGGACAGGAACAGAGAAACCACCGGGGACAGGAACUGGAACACUCACAGAUACAGGGACCAGGACAGGGAGAGACAGGGGGACCAAAAACAUAGGUGGGUGCCCAGGACUGG
Messenger RNA from Astyanax mexicanus (Mexican tetra), 573 nucleotides. RefSeq lists its product as uncharacterized. NCBI's taxonomy places the organism in Eukaryota, Metazoa, Chordata, Actinopteri, Characiformes, Acestrorhamphidae. The transcript is spliced from 2 exons. The record is from RefSeq and is a predicted model, not a curated record. Bases 136 to 435 code for a protein of 99 amino acids.